UGGUGCAGUCUGAUGCCAUCGAUGUCAAUACUACCAACUUCCGUGGCGAGAGUGCCCUCAUUGUUGCUACAAGGAUGGAAAAUGUUGACUAUGUGGAAGCACUGAUGAAGGCAGGAGCAAGGCCGGAUGCCAUGGAUGUCCGAGGGGACUACCGCUCUCAUGCAUGCGUGUCGGCUGGGUUUUGUGGACAUUGCCAAGCUCCUGCUGAAGCUGAAGGCCAGUGUGGAUGUGAAGGAUGCACGUGGGGACACAGCUCUACAGUUUGCCGUGUAUAGAGAGGAGGCUGAGUUAGUGGAUCUUCUACUUACUGGUGGCGCCGACCCAAACCACAUUCCUGAAGAUGGUUUCCCAGCACUGGUAGUUGCAGCUUACAGUGAUUCCUGGCAGAUCUUGGAAUUGCUGUUGAAGCAUGGUGCUGACAUUGCUGCCACCAACAGGCAUGGCUACACAGCCCUUCACAUUGCCGCCUGGAACGGUCAUGUCAACUCCGUCAACCUGCUGUUGAAACAAAGAGCUCCAUGUGAUACCAAGACAGCUGACCUGAACACCCCCCUCUCCCUUGCUGCUCAUGGCCGCCAUUCGGAGAUUAUCGAAAUACUGAUACCCCACGGUUGUGAUGUCAACAAUUCAGACAAGGAUCAAGAUACUCCACUACACUAUGCAUCCUACAACUCGGAUGUCAAUGCCGUUAGAAUCCUAGUCCGAAAUGGUGCCAAUCCUAAUGUGAGAAACCGAGUCAACGUGACCCCAUUAUGGAAUGCAACUUACUGUGGUAAUAAAGACAUUAUUAAACUUUUGCUGAGCAAGAAUGUAGAUAUGGAAGUGGAAAGUGUAGGCAUUAAUCAACACCAUCAGUCAGACGAUGUUCUCUACAUCUACGAACAGGUCAAGACGCCCCUGUGGGUCGCCGCUAAUCGUAAUUUUCCCGAGGUUGGCAUGUUGCUGAUUGCAGCAGGGUAUGACAUGUCCGCAGAGAACUGGAUCCUCACAGACGCAUUGCAAGGGGUCCCUGAAGAAGCAUUCCGAAGCCUCCUUCACUAUCAUAAAACCACGCCCUCAAGACUUGUCAAAAUAUGCCGACGAUAUUUGCGCCAAUAUUUUGGCAACAAUGUCACAACAUGUUCAAAUCAGCUAGAAAUUCCUGUUGUUCUGAAAAACUAUCUUCAACUCAAAGACCUUACAGAUGAAAAUUGAUGUGAUACUGGCCCUGUUAUUCGUGUUCAAAACUGAGAUAGUCUUUGCUGUGAUAAAACAAACUAGUAGUGCAAUUGUGAGGAAAUUCUGAAUGAAGCCAUGCUCUGCUGAUGUUGAAUGUGUAUCAAUUUUCCAUUUGUGAUGUUCCAAUAAUGUAUUCAUGCAAACCUGCUCAGUAGUCCGUGUGCUUGUAGGAAGUAGGUGUCGCAGGAUCUUCACACUUUCAUAUAUGGCUUAAAGGUAACCUACAAGAGAAGUGAUGGGAAAACAUCACCACACUUUUUGUUUGGCUCUGUAUACUUCCUAUCUUUCUGUCUUAUCUAAUACAUUGUCAGUACCGUUUGUGCUGUAUUCUCCAGCAUUUCUAUAAAAAAACACAUUUAAAAAAAAAAUUCCUACUACCAAAGAUGUACUUGAUAGCUAUACAUCUUAUGCUGCUACUUAAUUAUACUUAAAACAUGAUAAUGGAGGUGCUGUUCAAGAUUUAGUGUCUCCAUAGACAAUGGCUUCUUGAGGAAACACUUGUUUUGGAGAAUGUAUUAGGUAUUAUGUUAUAUGAUAUUUGCUAUGUAUUAAUGCAUAAUUAAAUCAGUGAAUUGUGUGUUAGUGGUCAACCUAUUCUUUCUCUCAGGCUUUUUCUGCAAGAUACACAUAUUUCAGAGAUUCAACUUGUAAAUGUUGCCAAGAAAACCUGGUUUGUUGAUACUGGUUUACUGUACUGGUUUACAGUACUGUCUUUACAUUUGUACUCCCCUGAAUCAUGUCAGGGAUGUCUCAGACAUGUCAGUUUGCUGUACAGAGGUGGGUCUUGGUGGAUUUACUGAAAUACUGUUCAAAUUACAAUAAACCCCAAUUCACUCACCCUAAAUACAUCUGAGGAUGCCUAGUGAUUAAGUUGACUUGUCAGCUCUUAGAGCAUUUCCCUUGUGUGGUGGAAGUGGGCACUAUAUAAAUACUCUCAGGGGUGGAAAUAACUUUAAAAUUGCUAAUGUACUAGGGUAAAGUAGCACAUGUAAAAUAACUUGCCCUGAUAAUUUUUCCACUAUACUGGCUGAUUUUCUUGUUGAUUUUUUAAAUAAACAACAUAAUUAACAUUGGAAAGUCAACUGGACACCAGUACAGUGUGACAUACAAAUUUGCUUGCCCGACAGAAAAAAAUAUCGGACUGGGGCGUCAGGCAAUGGGUUAUUUCCACCCCUGACUCUUAUUAUUAGUAUUGGCAGGAACAAACCAGCUUUUGCACUGACUGUAGUUAAUCAUGUUGCUUAUCAUUGAAUUGCUUCCCAGCAACUGGUUGGCCAUGGCGACCUAAUGCAUCAGCUAGUCAGGUUGGCUGUAUGCCCUCGUACCUAGGUGUCAUGAAUCAUUGCUCAAAGCAUUGAUCACUGGAUUGUCUGGUCCAGACUCCAUUAUUUACGAUGGGGAUGUUGUACAUGCUGUGAUUGUUCAAUUUGUAUUGUCAUUCAGGCAUCAUCUGGGGUUUAGGUGCUGUGUACAGUGGACCCACCUUUCGUCUCCAUGUUGGUUUCUGACAGCAGUGGAAACAAUUUCAGGACAGUCGUUGUAUUAGCAUCUAGAGCAUGAUGAUUGUAUCACGUUUUCUGCAGUGGUUGUAUCAUCAGCACAGUGAUUGUAUUCGGUUCGGUACAACAGCUGUAUUGUGACCUCUACAACACAAAGAAUGUAUUCUGUUCAUUAUUUUGUUAUGUGUUUGUUAUAAAACACCAAGAUAGGAGAUAGAUUUCCUAGACGCCUGUGAUACCAUUAAUUUUCUUCAAAAUUAUACAGACUGGUUAUUUGUUGAAUGUCUGGGUUCCAAUUGUUGAAUAUUUUUCAGUGUAAAUGGCAGAGGUUGUUGAUCUGAGGAAUUAAUCAGUAUGUUAAUGUGCCUGAUAUACUUGAAGUGGACAAUCAUGGUGAAUAGAAGAAUCAAUUUUGAUGAAACGUAUCCACGGAAAGUUUGAUGAUUUAAUUUCUUCCACAUGUAACCUUACAAUUGUUCUGAUUGGAUACUAUUUUCUACACACAAGAGAUAGUUUUGACCCAGAAGUCCUAGUUUCAUUAUGUUUGAAAAUUAUCCAAGAGUUCUUGAGAGAAUUCUCACAGUAAAAUAUGCUUAAUGUAAAUGCUUCUGAUGAAUGCCAUUACAAAGGAGUUAGCUUGGAAAUGGUUCUGGUAACAAAGUUAGUACAAGAUGUGUGUGUGCCAUCACUGCUUACCAUUACUUAUUCUUACAUUUACCUAAUCAAAACAUUUGUGUUUGUAUUGUUUGGAGAAAUGAUUUAUGAUACAGUGUAGAAGCUAACACCAUUGUGUCCAUCUUCGGUGCAUUUAACAUACGGGGGUCUCGGAGUAGAAGCUUGGCCUCUGCAUAAUCCUCAUACAUGAUCACUUUGUGGUUUUGUUGAACCUGAGCUAACUUGAGUUUACAUACGGUAGGUAACCUCAACUUCUAAGCAACAGUGUUUGACUGUAUUUCCUAACAAAAAACUGACAAUUGAAAUACUCCAUGGAACUUGUGCAGUGUGAGCGGUCAUACUUGUAAUGGAUGGGCGUAGUGCCUUUGAGCUGAAAUGUUUGUUUAUGAAAGCGUAGAAGAUGAAUAUUGAGACCCUAAGGAUGUACAUUAUGAACAUAUGUGCAGUGCAGUAAUAAAUACUCUUUGGGAAUUUAUGCUUCAGCUUCAUUAUUGAGAUCUAAUGAUGGCCGAAGUGUUUCUCCAGGAGCCUUCUAAUUGGUUCCGGUUAGAGGAUUUGAAAAUAGGCUUCGGGCUGGAGCAUGAACAUGGUGUUAUAUUUGUCUGCUGUACUCUUUGUUUUGUUAUGAGCAGUGAGUACAACAAAUAUAUACUAGUAUGUUAGCACAUUAGCAUUGGUCGGAACCUUGUCAAGUAGUUUCUUUCAGCUUCACUCUAUUAUACAGAAAACAUGUACCUUACCUCGAUUUGUGCCGUCUCCUGCACUGGCUCCAUGUUUCCCUGUGAUGCAUUGACCAUUAGCCUCCAGUAUUAAAAUACUGUACUGUCAAGACCUUGCAUUUAUGAUCCAUUAUGGCAAAUCCACAAGCACCCAUGAAGGAUAGUUUUCAGAAAGAAACCAUGACUGGGCUUUGUUAAACCCUCCAAUACUAAUAUACACAUAAAGGCAGCACAAAUCACCCCAGAUAAGGCAUCAUGGCUGCAGUUUGAAAUUGUAUUUUCUGUUACUAAUUGGGUUUAGUAGUUUUGAUAAUGUUGUUUUCUCCAUCUACAAAUUAUACCUGGUUUAAGACAUGAAAGUGAAAAAGUUUUGCUCAUCUUGUUUGUGUUUAUGUCUGCUGUCACUGCCUGUCUGCCAUUUUGGAUUUUGUAUCAUUCGUCUUUUGGUGUCUGCUUGUUUAACAAUAAAUAUAUUUUGUGGGUUUAUGAUCAAAUAAACUUUGUUAUGUAAAA
Haliotis rubra (blacklip abalone) is the source of this 4624-nucleotide messenger RNA. RefSeq names its product ankyrin repeat and protein kinase domain-containing protein 1-like. Gene Ontology annotation, molecular function: protein binding. The transcript is spliced from 2 exons. The record is from RefSeq and is a predicted model, not a curated record. The coding region runs from base 127 to 1194 and encodes 355 amino acids. Lineage: Eukaryota; Metazoa; Mollusca; Gastropoda; Lepetellida; Haliotidae. Gene Ontology annotation, biological process: intracellular signal transduction.